UUUACAUUGAUAUGCCUGCUUGUUUUUUAUCCAUAAUAAUUAUUUUAAACGGGGUUUUAAAAAGUGGUCAUUUGAGAAUGUGUUGAAUAUGUGGAUUAAUUAGGUUUUAAAUGAUAAAAAUAAGUGUUUAAGCGUAACAGAACAAUAAAAGAAAUUUAACUUAAACAAGGAACUAAUUUGCUUCUGAAUACAGUGCAGGUUGAUUGACCUCGGUUUUUAGUGAUCAGUGGUGCAUGUACUUAAAUGACGGCGAUAACCUUCAAAAAAUCAAAUGACGGUGUGGUGAUGACAUUAAAACAGUUGAUCGACCAAUAACAAAAACUCAACUCGAACUUUCGAAUUGAAGAACGUUUUGGUUUAUUUAAUUAUACCUUGAACUUCCAUGAGCAAUUGCCAUGGCAUCAAAGCAGAUUCAGUGUGAAAUAUGCUGUAAUGAGCAUGCAGUUGGAUAUUGCAAAACUUGUGGAUACGUUGGUGAAACAUGUGUUAAUAUUCACAAAACAGGAAAGAUGUUUCAAACUCAUACUGUCAUUAUGCAUGAGGCUGUAAAAAAGCAUACAGAUAGUUCAGAAAAUCCAAAUGUCAAAUUACGGGACAUCACAGAAGAAAGAUGUAAGCAGCAUCCGACAGAGAGAGCUAUAUUUCUGUGUAAUAUUCAUGAUUCCAUGAUUUGCGGCCGAUGCAUACAAUCGGAACAUAUUCCUUGUGUAAAAGAAGUCGUUGACUUGUUGCAUGAAGUAGAUAAUAUUAACUGCGAGAAAGUCAACACAAUGAAGGCAUUGUUGAUGGAGGUACAAGAUGAAAUUCUGCUUUUGAAAGAUGAAGCAGAACUUAGUAAGGAGAUUCACAAGAAAAAUGUUGAUAAAUGUGUGCAAGAAUGUAUGGCAUUAGGUCAUAAAAUUAAACAACGUGUAGAUGAAUUGACAAGUGGAAUUAGAGACGGAAUAAAGGAGAAGCAUAACGAAAACUUGAUCACUCAUUCCCAUAUUACUAAAAUGUGUGAUGAGAAAACCAAGUGGUGUCACGAUGAGGAAAGUAAAAUUGAUGAUUUUGUUGACAAUAAUAUGACUGGACACUUGUACCUUAUGAGCAGACAUUUUGAGAGAGCGGUUUCGGAUGCCAGAUCUUACCUUAAAGAAAUCAAAAACAAACAUGCUUUUAAAGGGUUCGACUUCAAAGAAAACAAUGUAAUUUUAAAAUGCGUGUUUGAGGAUUUGGAGGAAGUUUGUGAACAUCAAGUAGAAGUAACUGGGAGCGACGAUAGAAAUGCCAACGAUGUUUGCGCAUCCACCACAAAAAUAAACAAGACCCGGCGGGAGCACCUUGCACUGCUGAGUCAAGUCAAGCAAGGCUUAAAUCAAUCAGAAAAGACAAGGAAUACACUUUUUGAUGAGAUGAAACAAGUGAAACAAGACAAAGAUAAUUCAGAAAAGAAAAGGAAGAUUCUCGAGCAAGAAUUACUUAAAGCAAAACAGGACAUAGAGGAAUCUGAAAAAACCCGGCGGGAGCUCAUUGCACUGUUGGAUCAAAUCAAGCUAGAUUUAGAUCAAUCAGAAAAGACACGGAAUGCACUUUGUGAUGAGCUGAAACAACUGGAACAAGACAAAGAUAAUUCAGAAAAGAAAAGGAAGAUACUCGAGCAAGAAUUACUGAACGCGAAACAGAACAUAGCGAAAUCUGAAAAGGAAAGAGCGGUAGUUAAGGCACAGUUUUCACAGUUCAGAGACAACAGCAAGUGGACUCAACCAACUGGAACUGUCGAUGUUAAGACCAGCACUGAAGUAUUCCCUAGGGAUCCCAUUCACCUUUGUUUUACAUUCCCGGAUGGCGUUCAGACGGACAGUAUCCAUGUUCCCUGCCCGACGCCCUCCAUUACAGUUGGGACGUUGUCCUGCCAGGCUUCUUCACCCAUCAUGCCAACCAGAAUGGUCAAAUAUUGUUCAAAACUUUGACAGAAAUGCGGUGUCAUCGUAGUUCUGAGUAUGUGAAGAGCACUCAGGACAACAAGCAGUUUAUUUGUUUGAUGAGACUGAAUUGCCGAGGAAGGGAGCAGACACUGUUGUGAGCAUGAUGAUCACUACUUCAAGUACCAUGAUCUGGAGAAGAAAAGCCGAAAUUGGCAGUUUGGUCCAUGAAAAAGCAGGUCGAUAAUAAAAUGUUCACGUUAAUUCCUAUAGUAGAGUACUUUAAAGUUGAAAAUACUUACUUAACAGAAUUGAGCCUUAGAUUUUCAAGAGUACUCACUUAAGUGUUAGCCUUUUUGUUGUUGUCAGUUAAAUGCAGAAGAUAACCUUGGUUAUAACUUAAGUUUUAAAAUUGAUAAAAAACAGCUUUGCAUACAUGUAUGUAAUUUCUAUAUUACAUUUCAAUUUUCCAACAAUGUUAUAAAAAUAAACGCUAUUUUAAGUAGUCAAGUAGUCAACUCCUCACAUUUGUCAAAACACUUGCAUGAUAUCUUUAUCUUUACAUUAGCUUGUUUUUUGUGUGCUUUGUGUAAUGUCAAAAUAUGACUGAACAAGAUAUGAUUUCUAUCAAUCCAAACUUUCAGCAAACAGGCCUGGCUUUGUGCAGUACAUGUUUGCUGCAUUGGAUAUGGUGUAGUUUACCUUGAUUAAAAAAAGUAGUUGUUGAACCUGAACUCCUUCCAAAAUCUGCAUCAAGGCGAUGGAUCUUGAAUUGCAGUGGUAUUAAAAUGACAAGAUCAGAGAAUACAGCAGAUUUGACAUUGAUAAAGACAUUGUGCCCUAGACAGCCUCAACCAAAGCAUUUAACAAACUGUAUAACCUAUGUUUAUUGACAAUGUACUAUGUACACGUCGUAAUAUUAAAUAGUUCUGUCUGUCUGUCCUGUUAAUUAACUUUUUAGAGCUGUUUAUUUAGUGUUUAGACUAGUGUUUACCAUUCAGAAAUAGGUACUAACAUUAUUUCUCAGUUUAAGAAAACUGUAGGAAUUCGAAACUGAUAUUUAACUGUAACUAUGGAAACAAACCUUGGCUUUAGCCGGGUUUAAGAAAGACAGGGAGGUACAGAAAAGAGACCGGUUUCCAUGUGUCAAGAGGGCACCCUUCAUUAAGCUGCUCCAGUCCCUGAUUAAAUGACUAUCUUGUUUCAAUAGGUUCUGUUGUUGGCAUGACAACUCAUAAUCAUGUGUCUUUUCGCUUGCGAUAUUCAUCCGAAGGCGUUCUAAGUCAACUUUGCAAUAAAAGGUUAGCUUAGCAAAUGACCUGCGUUUCCUGGCACUUAAAAUAAGCACUAAUCAACAGCGUCAGUAUUAACCCUCAUACAAUCACGCACGAUUUCUUUUAAACCUUGUAAUGUGACUUUCUUGUUUAACUGUUCAACACAUAUUUUGUUGGUAAAUGCCCUAAACGAGACAAAUACAAAACAAUCACACAAUAAAUCAUUAUGUUUCGUGACAUUAGGCGAUUUGGUUAUAUUAAUUUUAGUUUGGAAAGUUUAUAGAAUAAUCUUAAUAUCCUGUGAGGAAACCAGUGACCAAUUUGAAAGGUCAUUAUGAAGUAAUUGGUGGGAAUUUAAAUGUUUGAAGUAAGAAAAAUGCUAGCUUUAUCAUUGAAAGAGAAAAACAAUAUCAUCUGCCCAGCACAAACACAAACUGAUACUAAUAGCGAGUAAUUUUUAGUUUGUUAACGUGUUCGCCAUGUUCAGACCGUCUUUGAGCAUUUAAGAAGUCACAUGAUCUACCCUGUGUGUUCAACAGCGCAAUUAAGGUCAUUGUAGGCCGUUUGCUUGAUUAAUUUGCUUUCAUGUGAUCAUCAUAUUCGCAAGGCGAUUGAGAUUUGUGUUUAUUAAUAAAGAUCAAGUUUUAUGUCAAGCAUUUCCGUGAUACUGUUUUGUCAUCAGGCAAAUUAGAUUUUCGACCUUUGUUGCAAGAAAGCUCAUCGUAACAUACAUCUAUACUGUAUCGGUUAAAGUUAUGUUCGAUGUUGCCCCAGUUUGUUGUCCAAUUAAUUUGCCGAAUUUCCAGUAAGUUGAGUGUUUAAUACAUGUGGAAAGUCGGGUUAUAUUUUUCCCAUUUGAACCUAAAAAACGUGGACACCGUCACUAGGUGUCAGAUCAUAUAUAAAUGUUCUACUGACGAAGUAGAACGGAAUAAAAUGCUGAAAAGUACAUUCAUUCUUAGUCAUAUAACACAAUAACAUUUGUGGUACUGAAAUCGAAGAUGCUGAACACGUUGUUAUCAAUUAUAGUCGUUUAACUACACAAAGACGUCAGGUACUCCUUCAAACUAGGCAAUAUAAGCAACUGAAUGCCUAUAAAAUACUAAACGGCUACAGUAAUCUUAGUGACGAACAGAAUACAUACAUUAUUCAAAGAGUGCAUACAUAUAUUGUUGCAUUUAAAAGAUUUAAGACCACUGCAGUUCAAUAGGAUGCCUGUCUACCAUAACACUUGUAGGUCUAGCCCAAGUAGACGUGGCGACAACAGAUUCGUUUCAGAUACCAUUUCUCUUCCUAUCUUUCUCCCUUUCACUCUAUUUCUUCCGCUUACUGAUUUCUUAAGCCAAACUCGUACUUAUUCGAACUAAAAAUUUGUAACCAUUACAAGUUACUAUAUUAACAUGCAAAUAGACAUUGUAAAUUCUAACGAUAGUCUGACACAUUUCAUGGAGGGCCAUUUUCUAAUAUUGUCAUUAACUUGUGGCCCAACCCAAUUGUACAAUAAUAUUGUUUGUCGUAAAUAUGUAUAU
This is a messenger RNA of Mya arenaria, 4707 nucleotides long. Its product is annotated as myosin heavy chain, clone 203-like. The transcript is spliced from 12 exons. The record is from RefSeq and is a predicted model, not a curated record. Lineage: Eukaryota; Metazoa; Mollusca; Bivalvia; Myida; Myidae. Bases 396 to 1952 code for a protein of 518 amino acids.